AGCGAGCUGAAGUGUUUUCUCAGCGGUUACCAGAUAGCGGUCAUGUGGUCCCACCCCUUCCCCCAGCCCUGCCUCGAGAUGUCAGAGGAAACCCGAAAAAAGAAAUUGGCUGCAGCCAAGAAAAAGUUGAGAGAAUACCAGCAGAAGAACUGCCCUGGUACUCUGGCAGCAGCAAAGAUGAAGAAAAAAAGUAAAACUGGGCGUACCCCUAAGGCAAUCACCUCUGGUGGUUGUCUCUCUGAGGAUGUGCCCAAAGACCACACUGUUCCUGUACCAGCAUGUGCUGAUGUCACCGUGUUACCUGAUGGUGUCACUUCCCCUGGAGCUAGCACGGAAUCUCCUCAGAGGAACCAUGAUGCUGACAAUGGUCCUGAUCUCAUGGACAAAAACCAGACUUUGUCAUGA
This is a messenger RNA of Tupaia belangeri chinensis (Chinese tree shrew), 405 nucleotides long. Its product is annotated as golgin subfamily A member 2-like. Lineage: Eukaryota; Metazoa; Chordata; Mammalia; Scandentia; Tupaiidae. The coding region runs from base 43 to 405 and encodes 120 amino acids. Gene Ontology annotation, cellular component: Golgi apparatus; Golgi cisterna membrane; cis-Golgi network. The record is from RefSeq and is a predicted model, not a curated record. Gene Ontology annotation, biological process: Golgi organization. The transcript is spliced from 5 exons.